Molecule: messenger RNA, 5010 nt
Organism: Lagenorhynchus albirostris (white-beaked dolphin)
Lineage: Eukaryota; Metazoa; Chordata; Mammalia; Artiodactyla; Delphinidae
Gene: ZFP3
Product: ZFP3 zinc finger protein
Exons: 2
Coding region: 276-1787 (503 amino acids)
Biological process (GO): regulation of transcription by RNA polymerase II
Cellular component (GO): nucleus
Molecular function (GO): RNA polymerase II cis-regulatory region sequence-specific DNA binding; DNA-binding transcription factor activity, RNA polymerase II-specific
Source: RefSeq, a predicted model, not a curated record
GGCAGGGAAGCGGCGAGAUGGGGCUAGGGUGAGCGCGAGAACCGGCGCAAAGCAAGCCUGGAAAGGGUGAGGAGACCCCGGCCUGCCGACCACCUGUUCCUCCUGGGAGUGCGGCGCGCGUUGAUUGGCUGGAGUGCCGCCCGGGUACCGGAAGUGGCUGAUGCCCAUAGCCAGUGAAACCCAGACAACAGCUGCGGGUUCUGAGGCAGCGGGCGGAGCAGCGCGGGGAGCCCGAGGGGAGCGUGUGUGGGGCGGUAGCUGCCUGAGAUUGUGAGAUGGGGACUGAGAACAAGGAGGUAAUUCCCAAGGAAGAAAUUUCUGAAGAAUCUGAACCACAUGGGGCAAUAUUAGAAAAACUUCCAAAGGUGGUUUAUCAGGGUUACGAGUUUGGAGCAGCAUGUGAAGAAGACAUAUUGGAGGAGCAUUCCAGAGAGUCCACAGAAGAGGUUCUGGAGCAGGUGUCCCCUGAGGAGAGAGACUUUGCAUCAGGGUUGAUUAUCUUUAAGAAAUCACCCUCAAGUGAGAAAGACCAUGAGAAUAAUGAAAGUGAGCGAGCCUACAAUCCUAGCUCAAACCUGAUCACGUACCAGGGAGAUACUACAGCAGAGGCAGUUAGCACAUUUGCUGCUUCUGGCCAAAACUUCAUAGAGAAUUUAGGACCUAAUAAAACACAUAGAAAUUCUCUGGGAGAAAAGGCUCAUACAUGUAAAGAAUGUGGGAAAGCCUUUAAUCAAAACUCACAUCUUAUUCAGCAUAUGAGAGUUCAUAGUGGAGAGAAACCCUUUGAAUGCAAAGAAUGUGGAAAAACAUUUGGAACUAACUCAAGCCUUCGAAGGCACCUGAGAAUUCAUGCUGGAGAGAAGCCCUUUGCUUGUAAUGAAUGUGGAAAGGCCUUCAUUCAGAGUUCACAUCUCAUCCACCAUCACAGAAUUCAUACUGGAGAGAGACCUUAUAAAUGUGAAGAAUGUGGUAAAGCCUUCAGUCAGAAUUCAGCCCUUAUUCUACAUCAGAGAAUCCACACUGGGGAGAAACCAUAUGAAUGUAAUGAAUGUGGGAAGACCUUUAGGGUUAGCUCACAGCUUAUUCAGCAUCAGAGAAUUCAUACUGAAGAAAGAUAUCAUGAAUGCAAUGAGUGUGGCAAAGCCUUCAAGCAUAGCUCAGGCCUCAUUAGACACCAGAAAAUUCAUACUGGAGAAAAACCCUAUCUGUGUAAUGAAUGUGGGAAAGGCUUCGGUCAGAGUUCUGAGCUCAUCCGGCAUCAAAGAAUUCAUACAGGAGACAAACCGUAUGAAUGUAAUGAAUGUGGGAAAACUUUUGGCCAGAACUCAGAGAUUAUUAGACAUAUUAGAAUUCAUACUGGUGAGAAGCCCUACGUAUGUAAGGAAUGCGGGAAGGCCUUUAGGGGAAACUCAGAGCUUCUUAGACAUGAGAGAAUUCACACUGGAGAGAAACCCUAUGAAUGCUUUGAGUGUGGAAAGGCUUUUAGGCGGACCUCUCACCUUAUUGUCCACCAGAGAAUUCAUACUGGAGAGAAACCUCAUCAGUGUAAUGAAUGUGCCAGGACCUUUUGGGAUAACUCUGAGCUGCUUCUCCACCAGAAAAUUCACGUUGGAGAGAAACCUUAUGAAUGUAAUGAGUGUGAGAAAACAUUCAGCCAGCAUUCCCAACUUAUCAUACAUCAGAGAAUUCACACUGGAGAGAAGCCUUACGAGUGCCAAGAAUGUCAGAAGACCUUUAGUCGGAGUUCUCACCUCCUCCGACAUCAAAGUGUUCACUGUAUGGAAUGAUCUGCAAAGCAUGAAAGCCUUCUGUGGAAAAGCUAAAGUCAGACUUAUUGUUCUCAGUCUGUACCCCAAGUUCUCAGAUCAAAUGAAUGGACAGAACCUCCUCUGUCCUUUUACUGAUUUUUAUUUAAACAGUUGGUCAAAAAGGUUGAGGCACUUUUAUGAACUAUUCAUUGAGAAGUUUCAGUGUACUGAGUUAAAUCAUAAAAGCUGUUUCAGGCCUUAAUUCUCCACUAUCCCUUUUUCCUUUCCUUCCUCCCUCCCCACUAGUGGAUCACAUAACAUUAGGGGUCUUUACUGGCCAUGUAGCCCAAAUUGUUACUGUUCAGGAAAAAUGGAGGAACAUGAUUCCACCACUUCCUAGGAAUGACAGAGUUGACCCCUCGAAUAUUACCCCUGAAAUGUUAAAGUCAUGGCCUAGAAGACACACCUCUCUCUUUCCCACUGUUCAGCACUGGAAUUUAGUAAGCUUUUAUUAGCUUCAAAAUCUUCCAAACUUGCUAUCAAGUUCCCUUGGAAGAUGGCAGCAUUAAUGAAGAAGCGGGAAGCUUGGGUCAUUUCCCAUCUCCUGCUAGGCUUCCUUAGUCAUCUGAGAGGGUGCCAUGAUAGAGGAAACUGACAAGCAAUUUAUAGGAUUGUAAGUGAAGGCCCUCAGAAUCCAGAGGGGCUGAUUAGCAAGGCCAGGGGAUAAACAAGUGGGGCCAGACUACUCAGCAUGGGCAGAAGCAGCUCUUUUGCAGCUCUUUCUCAUUUCAGGGCCGUUCAGACUGAGUGCUCCCAAGAACUCUGGGCCUCUGCAUUCACUUUGGGCCCCAGCUUGUGUUGCUGCUGACAGAUCCUGUGUCAGGAAAUAACAAAGAGGACUGCAGCUUCAUUGUCACUAGGCACCUGGCCACGGUGAUGAGCUGGUUCACCUGACUGACCAGGACCCUGCCUUGCCAAAGCACUUAAGCUCAUGACCUGGGCCCCACUGCUGGGGUCCCUGGCUAAUAGGCCGGGAUAUGACAGCCUCUUCUCAAUUUGCCCUUGGCUUUGGAAUUCUCUUUCUUCAGCAUUUCUACAUGUGUUUUCUGUGUUCUCUUACGUGUUUUUUUUUUUUUUUCUUCAAGGAAACACAUCCUCAAUUUUUCAUGUGUCAGUGUUUCUGAGGCAGUGAAUGGUAGUGGGAAUUGCACUAAUGGGGAUCCAGCUUGCUUGGGGUCUGGUCUUAGAACUAGACCUUGAAUAAGGCGCUUCACCUGCUGAUCCCUAAUUUCCUCAUCUGUAAAAUGAGGGGAGUUGAACUAAGUGAUCUCAAGUUUCAACUGGCCCAAUAAUUCCUUUUUUCUUUAAAAAAAAUUUAACUUUAUAUAUCUUCAGUGUUUUAUUCUUUAAUCUCUUUAUUACAGUAAUACUAAUCACUAGUAUUUAUUGAAUUUUUACUAUGUGCCAGGCACAGUGCCAGACAGUUUACAUUUUUGUUUUCACAGCCUCCCUAUGGUGUGAGUACUCUUUUUUUAAAAACAAACAAAACGGCUUUAUUGAGGUAUAAUUUACAUACCAUAAAAUUCACCUGUUUAAGUGUUCAGUUGAAUGCUUUUUAGUUAAUUUACAGAGUUGCACAACCAUCAGUGAUGUGGGUUCUCUUACACCAAUUUGAAAGGUGAGGGGCAGGGGAGAAGUCAAGUAACUUGCCCAUGAUCACACAGCUGGUAAGUGCUAGAGCCAAGACUCCAGCCCUGAGCUGUGCUCCUAAGCACUGUGUUGUACUGUGAAUAGGUGCAUGCAUUACUGCCGUAUUCGAAAUCCUUUGUACAUUUUCUAUUCAUUAUUAAUUACUACAUGAAUUUGAAUAUAAUGGAUUUAAAUCAUGUCCUUGGAAACAUAAUUGGUCAUAGCCAAAACCCAUCAAGUGGGUUUAUUCUGUACCCCAAUAUGUGCCCCCACCCCCGGGCUCAUGCUCUUGGCUUGAGAAAAGGGCUGUACAAGUAAAACAUUUGAUGGGGACUUUCUUGGCAGUUCAGUGGUUAAGACUUUGCCUUCCAAUGCAGGGGUGUGGGUUCGAUCCCUGGUCGGGGAGCUAAGAUCCCACAAGCAUCAAGGCCAAAAAACCAAAACAUAAAGCAGAAGCAAUAUUGUAACAAAUACAGUAAAGACAAAAAAAAGUCCAUCUCAAAACAAACAAAAAAGCUGAUUACACAGUUUCCACAUCCUUCCAGGUACCUCUGUCUCUAGUAGUUAGACGUUAGUAGAAGUUCUUUAACUCAUCUCUUUCCAUAGGGUGUUUACAAGUGCAGUGUGCUCUCAUUCCUUUUUUCAUCACUCAAGCUCAAAUUGAAUUAUACCCAAACAUAUCUUUCUCAUGUGAAACCUGGAUGUUACUUAUUCCCUUAACUUCUUAUUCCUGUGUUUGAAUAUUUUAUUUGCACAUUCACCCCUUGCCAGCCCUUAAUAUAGAACUCAGCACCUCUUCAAACUCCCCAGAAAGGAUCCCCUCACAGAAACAUAUCCAUGAGUAAUACGGACUCUACUCAAGAUUCUGGUGUGUAAGAGGUGGAGAAGGGGGUUUGUAUCCUACUAGACAUCUCGUUCUCAGCAGUCCCUUCUUUGCCAAACUGCCACUGAAGGUUUUUCUCUUUGUCCUCCCCUCUCAGGGCUGUCACCUCAGCUCCUUUUUAGGCCCUUCAAUAACAGACCGCUCAUUGGAACACUAGAAGGCAAUUUAGUGACCAAUUUUUGUUGUGCCUGAUCAUAUUAAGGGAAGAAGUUCUCACCUCUCAUUCUAAGAAGAAUUUUCCAACAUAUAUUAAUUCUUUCCCAAGAGAAAUUCUGGUGAGUGAAAUUAUUUCCACCUUGUUAUAUACACUACACACACAUCCUGUAACCUCACUACCUGCCCUUAUCCACCUUACACCCAGCUAGCUCAGAAAUAUUUCUCUCUUUUCCUUGUUUGCCCUCUCCCCCUCAAUUUUCUUAGGAGCCAAAAUCUGACCAUAAUAUAAUUGACUGGUAGUCAUAAUCUAGUGCAAGUAGAAUUUUAUCAAGGAAAGAAAAGAUGUGAAUUUUCUUAAUUUUAGACCCAUUAAAAAUACCAGGCCUCACAAUCUCAAAAACCUACCAAAAUACCCAGAAAUACCCUUCAGAAUUUUUGCAGACCUAACCAUGUACAUUUUCAUCCUUCCCUAAUUAAACAGUUUUACUGGUAUAUUAACACUUUAUGUAAAUAAAGUAUUUCUUUACAAUUUUA